AUGGGUCACCACGUGGCACAGCUGGCUCUGUUUGUGAGUGACUCAGACAAAGACAUCAGCCAGCAGGCCAGGAAGGGGACUUACCGGCUGAACCAGCUGCUGCUUGAAAAGAGGGGAACAGGGAGAGGAAGCCUUAACAAUAAGUAUGUGGUCAAAAAUGACACUAUGCCACAAGAUUAUGGGGAAAAAUGUACCAAUGGGAGUUCUUGCAAAAAAAUAACAGAUGGUGGAUGUGUCCGACUUUCCCAUGAGCUCUCGGCAGGUGAGAAAAAAGCCACUGAGAACAGAAAGGAAAAAGUCCUGGAGUGCCUCAAGAGCCUUGGCAUUGCCCGUGAUGAGGAUAACAUGCCCAAUAUCACCAUCUUAGGAUCAGGUGGAGGUCUGCGGGCCAUGAUAGCCCUUCAAGGAACCUUGGUGGAGAUGAAGAAGCAGGGCCUGUUGGAUGCUGUCCUGUAUCUGUGUGGGGUAUCGGGUUCUACCUGGUGCAUGUCCACCCUCUACAAAGAUAAGAACUGGACAGAGAAAGUACAGGACUUGGAAGAAUGUCUGUGUGAUACACUUUCCAAAUCUUCAUGGGAUCUUCAUAAGGCAUACUCUCUUGUGUGCCAGGCAGCUAAAGAUGAACUCUUCUCUCUGACUGAUGUCUGGGCCUCUUUUGUUGUCUAUAAAAUAUUGAAGCAGUAUGAUCAGACCAUGUUAUCUGAACAAGAUGAUGCCUCCACAAGUGGGACAAAUCCUUAUCCCAUCUAUGCGGCAGUGGAAGCAAAGAUAUCACAUAAAGCAGAUGAAAACAGCCCAGGCACCUGGUUUGAAUUCACUCCUCAUGAGUCUGGCUUUCCUGGCCUAGGGGCAUUUGUGUGCACAAAAGACUUGGGAAGCAAAUUCGAGAAUGGGAAGUUGAAAGAUAACAGCAAAGAGAAAAGUAUUUGCUACCUGCAAGGUUUAUGGGGAAGUGUCUUUGGAAGCAGGGAGGAAAACAUGAAAUAUUUAAAAGAGCUUGUUCUCCAAGUAUUUUCUGGAGGACUGGGAGGGGAACAUCAGUAUGCAGUAGGAGAAGCAGAAAACACAUCAGAAAUGUCCGUGUCUCCACUUGGAGGAGCAGAACAUGAGGGCAAAAAUUCCUACCAGAAGUGCUGUGAAAUGAGCGACACCUGGGGUUCAAAGACCUUGGCAGCAAGAAUGGAGGAGUGUGCUGAAUUCGGCAGGAUUUUUGAAACAGAACAUGGAGGAAGUGUAUCGAGUGCAUGUAAAUUGUUUUGGAAAAUCUGUAUCUGUAUCUUCCACUGGAGAUGGGGGAGCACCCAUAACUUUCUGUACAAAUGUCGGGAUACUAAAUCCACUGGCUUGGAUAAGGAUGAAGUCAUCAACUUGAUUGAUGCCGGCAUUGGCAUAAAUUCCGCCUACCCCCUUGUUCUGCGUCCGGAAAGGAAAGUGAAACUGAUCCUUUCCUUUGACUUCAGCAAUAAGGAUCCUUUCGAGACCAUCAAGAAAACUGCCGAGUACUGUGAGGCAAAUCACAUCCCAUUUCCCAAGAUAGACCCAGAAAAGCUGAAAGACACAGAUAGCCCUUCCAGUUGCUACGUCUUCAAAGGGAAGCACGUUCCCACCGUCAUGCACUUCCCACUCUUCAACAAGGAAAACUCUCCAGAUAAAAUACAUGACUUCAGAGAGAGAUAUUCCACCUUUCAUUUUUCCUACAAAGAGGAUGAUGUCAAAGAACUCCUCAAAAGAGCAAAGAUGAACAUAUUCAACAACAAGGAGAGGAUUCGGGAAGAGAUCCAGCAGAUUGUUUCCUCCUCCACCAAGAAGUUUUAA
Messenger RNA from Gopherus evgoodei (Goodes thornscrub tortoise), 1815 nucleotides. RefSeq names its product cytosolic phospholipase A2 gamma-like. Bases 1 to 1815 code for a protein of 604 amino acids. Gene Ontology annotation, molecular function: calcium ion binding; calcium-dependent phospholipid binding. The record is from RefSeq and is a predicted model, not a curated record. The transcript has 15 exons. Gene Ontology annotation, cellular component: cytosol; nucleoplasm; nuclear envelope. NCBI's taxonomy places the organism in Eukaryota, Metazoa, Chordata, Testudines, Testudinidae. Gene Ontology annotation, biological process: glycerophospholipid catabolic process.